Effrenium voratum is the source of this 825-nucleotide messenger RNA. Lineage: Eukaryota; Dinophyceae; Suessiales; Symbiodiniaceae. The record is from the annotation of a GenBank genome assembly.
AUGCGCAAGUUGCACCCGGACAAGGCCCUUGCCUUUGCAGUUAAGCCAUGCACUGUCAUGGAACUUUGUAGCGAUUUGUUUGGUAAGGUGGCCAACACGGACGGGGUUGAGAGGACUAUCACCCUGAUCCGCGAAGCCAAGGACCUGUGCGAGAAGAGCUUCUCCAGGGUCGUAGCGCCAGCCCCGCCACGCGGCUUGAGGUACGAGGUUGUGGAGAGCGAAGUGGGCCGCCGUCGCUACAGACUUCGCUGGUUGCCGCCAGAGGGGACUGCAUCAGCUCCUGUUUGCAGGUAUCUUGUGGCCGCGCUGGAUCCUGCAUAUGGGAAGGCGCUCACCAUCACCAUCUUGGAGCCGGAUUAUAGCGAGGAGCUGAAGCGAUUCGUGUCAGUGGAUGAGCUGACAAGCUUCGUUCUGGCUGAAGAGGACUUGCAGAAGAUGCCCAGUCUCUGGAAGCAGCCCACGGCCACCGUGCAGGUGGCGGCCGCCAACGAGGCGGGCCAGUCCUCCUGGACCAAGCUGGAGAUCUGGAUCGCGGGCACCCGGUCACCAGCCUCUACACCCUCAAGCCCUUCUACUUCCACUUCUAGCGAGUCAGAGGCGAGCUCCCCGUCGCAGUGCAGCCACGGCUCCUUUGACUCAGAGAUCCAGAGGCGAUCCGGUCGGGAGCUGCAGGAGUGGCUGCAAGGCCAGUUGAAGGUGAGCCUGAUGUCCUGGCUCAAGACACUGCAUUUGCCCACGAAGGGCACCAAGCAGGAGCUGAUUGAGCGCAUCCUGGAUGUCAUGGGCGUGGCUAACAGGGAGUUGCCGAGACGGCAUGACCAUUAG